Carya illinoinensis is the source of this 1217-nucleotide messenger RNA. Its product is annotated as protein NBR1 homolog. Bases 219 to 821 code for a protein of 200 amino acids. The transcript has 3 exons. NCBI's taxonomy places the organism in Eukaryota, Viridiplantae, Streptophyta, Magnoliopsida, Fagales, Juglandaceae. The record is from RefSeq and is a predicted model, not a curated record. Gene Ontology annotation, molecular function: protein binding.
UUUAAUUUUUUUUAAUUUUUAUUUUUAUGUCGAACCUUCCAUCGGCAUCCUACUAUCCUUCAUCAUUUUCUUCCCUUUAAGAAAGAUGCUUGGAGCGAUUUCAGAAAGAGAGAGAGAGAGACGUUGGCUCAUUUGUGCCUUCAUACUCAGGCUAACGUUUCGUGGAUUGCGAGGUCAUAGUUCCGCUUUUCGUCUCACCUGGACGCUGUUUCUUAGCAAUGGAUGAUUGUUAUGUACCUGACCCUGAAGGGAUCAAGGUUAAAUUUGGAGAUACCAUGAAGUGCGUGAAAUUUUAUGGUCGACCCGGGAUGGCUAGUUUGAGGGGGAAAAUCCUUGAUUCAUUUUAUAAUAUCCCUCCCAAUGCUGACUUUACCCUGACAUAUACUGAUUAUGAUGGUGAUGUGAUAACAAUCAGUGAUGAUAUUGAUGCGAAUAGGGCGGUCGGACGGGGCAGGAUUGAUGUGCAACUGAGCAACAACAAAGGUGUUAACACCUACGCUCAAUCUGUUGAAAGUAUUUCUACCCAACUUACUUCUCUUCAAACCCGGCAUCCAUAUCCGAAGAUCGAAACCGGUGUAGUUGCUAAGGUUUCAAAAUCAGUGCUGCAACAGCUCCGGGAAGCACUUCUGCUACAUGAAGCUCUUUCAAAGAUUUCGGAGGAUAUAAUUUCUAAAGCUGUCUCUGAUCCAGUUCUUGUUGAUUUAAUAUCAAAGACCGCACAGACCUACCUCAAAUAUCUGGAUUCACAAACUCAUUCUGGAAUGGAUUCAACUACGCCGAAUGUUGAUAUUGACGAGGGGGACGAAGCUGGGUGCCAAUGAACCGUGCAAGAGUUUGGUUUUACGCUGACAGAAAACAACAGAUCAAGUAAUGAAUAUCAAGCUGCGUACGUGCUGUAAUAGAUCUCACAGUGGGAAGAAGUAUUAAGUUGAAGACCCUUGGGCCUUUAGCAUAUGGUAUAUUACUAUUACUAUUAUAAGUUAAUGCACUAAAUAUAUAUAUAUAGUAGAAACUUGGUGUUUGUAAUGGAAUGAUUCGCUUUUUCUCAAGGGCAAUUGAUAGAACAACAUGCCAUGAGGACAUAUAUAUAGUAGAAACUUGGUGUUUGUAAUGAAAUUAUAUCUGUGACUUGCACAUUCACAGCUUAUAAUUUCUUUGGUACCAUGCAUAUCUUCUAUAUAAUCAUCUUAAUGUUUAUUAUAUGAUAAUUUUCCUAA